Messenger RNA from Aedes aegypti (yellow fever mosquito), 627 nucleotides. RefSeq lists its product as uncharacterized. The record is from RefSeq and is a predicted model, not a curated record. Gene Ontology annotation, molecular function: nucleic acid binding. Bases 1 to 627 code for a protein of 208 amino acids. The transcript has a single exon. NCBI's taxonomy places the organism in Eukaryota, Metazoa, Arthropoda, Insecta, Diptera, Culicidae.
AUGCUGCUCAACGCUAGUACCUUUGAAGAAAAUUAUCUGCUUGCGGAAAUCUACAAGGAGUUCUACGACAUGAAAGGAAGAUCAGUUCAAAUCCAGUGGAUUCCAAGCCACAAGGGAAUAGAUGGCAACGAAAAGGUGGAUCAAGAAGCGGUAAAUAAAACAAGAGAACGUCAAACAUUCUUCAAUGGGAUCACCAUGAGUGACGCAAUCAUCCUUAGCAACAACGAAGUCUGGGACAGCUGGACUAAAAAGUACAAAAAGCUUUCCGAUGACAAGGGCAAAUGGCACUUCCAAAUACUAGAAAAGCCAUGCAGGAGGAUUUGGAACAAAAACAUGACAUUGAACUCGGAGGAAGUCAAAAUCAUUAGCAGAAUCAGAACCGGUCAUUGCUUAACCAAGGAUAGAAAAGCCAAAUGGAAAUGGGAAGAUGACGAACUGUGCGAAUGGUGUGAAACAACCGAGGACCUACACCAUAUACUAUACGACUGCCCACGGUACAACCAGAGCAGAGUUGAAUACCCAUCACUAGAGUAUAUGAAACCACUCGAAACUAUACUAUCAGAAAAAUGUGAAGAAGAGAUGAAACAAAUAGUAAAAUUCCUGAAAGAAAAUAAGAUUCACAUUUAA